Messenger RNA from Camelina sativa (false flax), 1422 nucleotides. The record is from RefSeq and is a predicted model, not a curated record. Lineage: Eukaryota; Viridiplantae; Streptophyta; Magnoliopsida; Brassicales; Brassicaceae.
AUGGCGAUAUGCAAACACUACGGUUUCCCUAGCCUAUUCAUAACAUUUACAUGCAAUCCUACUUGGCCCGAGAUAACAAGGUACGUGAAGAAAAAAGGUCUCAAUGCGAAUGAUAGGCCUGACAUUAUUUCUCGCAUCUUCAAAAUCAAGCUGGAUUCUUUAAUGUUUGAUUUGACGGAGAAACAACUACUAGGGAAAACAAUUGCAGCUAUGUAUACUGUUGAGUUUCAGAAAAAAGGUCUUCCUCAUGCUCAUAUACUACUAUUCAUGGAUAAAAAGAGCAAGUUACCAACCUCCGACGAAAUCAAUAAUAUUAUUUGUGCUGAGAUUCCAGACAAAGAAGACAAACCAGAACUAUAUGAAAUCAUAAAAUAUUCUAUGAUUCAUGGUCCUUGUGGAGCUGCUAAUAAGAACUCACCAUGUAUGGUUGAUGGCAAGUGUUCUAAGAUGUAUCUGAAGUCACAUGCAGAGUUAACUAGAGUUGGAAAGGAUGGUUAUCCUAUAUAUCGGAGGAGAAGGACAACUAGGUAUAUUGAGAAAGGUGGUUUCAACUGUGACAACAGAUAUGUUGUUCCUUACAAUGAGAAGUUAUGUUUACAAUACAAAGCACACAUUAACGUGGAAUGGUGCAAUCAGACAGGGUCAGUUAAAUAUUUGUUUAAGUACAUUAACAAAGGACCAGACCUUGUAGCUGUCGUCGUGAAGCCAGUUGACAAAAGUGAAGCUAAUACUACUACCAACGUUUGUAACUCCACCCAGAAUCAAAUAAAGAAGAACGAAAUUAAAUAUUACUUUGACUGUCGGUAUGUAUCUGCCGCGGAAGCUAUUUGGAGGAUCUAUAAAUUCCCGAGACAGUUUAGAACAACCCCUGUGCAGAAACUAUCGUUUCAUAUAGAAGGAAAAAAACCAUGCUACUUCAAAAAGGAUGAUGAUAUAGAAGAAGUUCUCGAGAAAUCAGUAAACGAAGACUCUCAGUUGACGGGUUGGUUCUAUUUGAAUCAGGUUAAUCCGGAUGCUAAUCAGUAUCUGUACUUGGAGAUUCCUGCCCAUUUUACAUGGCAGGGAAAACAGAAACAAUGGAAAGAGAGGAAACGAGGGUUUUCGCUGGGUAGGAUUAACUAUGUGCCACACUGUUUGGAAGCAAAGUAUUUUAUGAGAAUCCUUCUAAAUAUUGUAAGAGGUCCAAAAUCUUUUGAAGACAUUAAGACCUACAGAGGUGUUGUUUACAAGACGUAUAAGGAUGCAUGUUUUGCCCGGGACUCUUUAUCACGACCAGAGCAUGUAUGGGAGAAGACAUGGAUACAUCUUUCAGAAGAUAUUGAAACCAAUAAAAGGAAUGAAUAUAACAACACAGAUUUGAACUUGAGCGAUGCUGAUAAGAGGAAUUAUGCUUUGAUUGAAAUAGAGAAGUUAAUGUUAUGA